UUUUGGAUUAGAAAAAUGGGGAACUCUUCGUCAGGGAAGUAUAUUAUGCAGGACAAGCUUACAUAUGAUGAGCUCUCUAAUAAGGUGUAUAAUGCAUUUAUAAGACAUGUUAGAAAUGAAGCAGACUACUAUGUAGACGCAGUCAGGAGACAAGAUUUUAUUGACAAACAGUAUAGGAACAACCCGAAAGAAAGAUAUCAUAGAAACUCUACUCUCAGAGUGAACUUCGUUGGGCAGAGAUCCAACUACUUAAUUAACUCAUUGAGGAAAUAAAACUAUCCCAGACUUAAGAGCAGUUCAUCUAGAAAACUUGCUUCUAAACUUCCCAAAGUUUGCUCUUUUCGUUAAUAACAAUCUUCCUGAGACAGUUGACGAGUUACAUAUUGAUGGAAGCAAGAUAAGACUUGAAAAGAAACAUUAUCGAUACUUUUUAUUGUUAGCACAAACUGUGAAGCAAUCUCUCACUUUGAAGAAUUUUAUUUUAACAAUCCAAGAGCUUGAAUACUUGCUUAAGGAAUUCGACCAUCUCGAGAGCAUCUAUUUUUACAACUGAAGCAUUAUUGAAUCAGAUCGCCCUCUCAGUUUUCAAGGAGACUUCAGAAAUCUCAAGAAUCUCCAUAUGGAAGAUAUUGGCUUGAAGAGAUUAGAUAUUCAGACCAUAAUUGACUCCUUGAUCCAAAAGAACCUUCUGGGUCAAAUUAAGUAUCUAAAUUUAUUCCAUUAUGGAUUUGAGCCAGUCUUGCUCAAGCUCAAUCAGAAGAUAUCUUCCCAUGGGUUUAAAGGGAACUUCAAAACUGAAAGCUUGCUGACUAAGCUGUGGAAAUUCAUUAAGAGAGUAAUCAGUUUCCUUCCUGUUUUGGGAAGAUAUAUACUAGCUAUUGUUGCUCAUCCUAUAUUUGUAUUCAUACAUUUCUUUUGGAGAAGAAGAGGCCAAGGUGGAGAUUAAGUCUAAAAUUAA
Moneuplotes crassus is the source of this 958-nucleotide messenger RNA. The record is from the annotation of a GenBank genome assembly. Lineage: Eukaryota; Ciliophora; Spirotrichea; Euplotida; Euplotidae.